AUGGCACCUAGAGGCGAGACAGCCGUUAUAGGAGCUGCCGCGCUUGCCCGAGCGCAGGCCGGCAACCAAACGGGUGGGCUGCAUGCUUUGUGGGCCAACAUGAAGAUACUGUACAUUGCUCUGUUUGCGUCUUUUGGCGGACUUCUGUAUGGUUAUCAGCAGGGCGUACUCGGUCAAGCCCUCGUCAUGCAUUCGUUUGGGCGUGCAUUCCCAGCAAUCUACGACGACCCGGCCGCCCAAGGCUGGUUAACAUCCGUUCUACAACUGGGCGGCUGGCUUGGCGCCGUCUCCUCUGGUGUUUUCUGUGAAGUCUUCUCCCGAAAGCGAACCAUUUUCUUUGGCUCCAUCUGGGUCGUCUUGGGUUCUUACCUGACCGCUGGCGCCCCCACGUCCGGCUUUCUCUACGCCGGCAGAUUCUUCACCGGCGUUGGUGUUGGAACGCUUUCCGCCGUUGGGCCCCUGUACAAUGCCGAACUGGCGCCACCAGAGAUCCGAGGACUCCUUGUCUCGAUGCAACAACUUGCAACAACCGUCGGCAUAUUAUGUGCGUAUUGGGUGGCGUACGGUACGAACUACAUAGGCGGUACUGGAGACGGCCAGUCGGACUGGGCUUGGCGUACACCCUUGAUUAUUCAGGGGAUUCCGGCCAUCGUCCUCGCGUUUGGUGUCUGGCUCCUACCCUACUCCCCUCGCUGGUUGGUCAGUCAAAACCGCACGGAAGACGCUCUCAUUGCGCUCAGCCGACUUCGUGGAGCCCCGGUCGACGACAAGCUCAUCCAAAUCGAGUACCUUGACAUUCAGUCCGAGUGCCUAUUUGAGAUCCGCAUGUUCGAGAAACGUUUCCCCAAACUUUCGGAAAAGUGGCUGAAGAACAAAUGGUUCCGGCAGCUUGCCCAGUAUGGCCAAAUCUUUCAAACCAAAGAUUCCUUCAAGCGCGUUGCCAUCGCAUCUCUUGUCAUGUUUUUCCAGCAGUUCUCUGGAAUCGACUCUAUCAUUUACUACGCCCCAAAAAUCUUCAAGUCUUUGGGCCUCACUAGCAGCACCAGCUCUCUUCUAGCGACGGGUAUCACUGGCGUAAUUAAUGUUCUCACCACGAUUCCAGCCGUCCUUGUCAUCGACAAGGUUGGACGCAAGACAUUGCUCAUGUUCGGAUCCACCGGUAUGUUUUGUACGCUGAUUAUUGUUGGCGUAAUUGCCUCCCAGUUCCAAGAUGACUGGACCUCACACGCCGCUGGUGGCUGGGUCUGUGUUGUGAUGAUCUGGCUCUACAUCGUCAACUUUGCCUACUCGUGGGGCCCUGUUUCUUGGACCCUGAUUGCCGAAAUAUUUCCAUUGUCCAUCCGUGCAAAGGGAACGUCCAUUGGAGCAUCGGCCAAUUGGAUGUGCAACUUCGUUAUAGCCCUGGUAACGCCCAGCAUGCUGCACAGCAUCUCAUGGGGUUUAUAUAUAUUUUUCGCCGCCUGGCUUGCCCUGGGAGUCGUCUUCGUCUGGUUCUUCGUCCCAGAGACCAAAGGUAAAACUCUUGAGCAGAUGGAUCAAGUUUUCGGAUCCAAAACUAGCGCAGAAGAUUUAGAAGUACUUGCAGCCAUCCAGGAAGAGGUUGGUCUUCUGGCGGCUAUGGAGUCCAUUUUUGACCGAAAUGGGACCAAGGAAAGAGAAAACACACACAUUAGCAACCAGAAAGAGACUUGUGAAAGGGCACAAACCCAGCAUGUGGACUCUGUAGUCUAA
This is a messenger RNA of Colletotrichum higginsianum IMI 349063, 1731 nucleotides long. RefSeq names its product Quinate permease. Gene Ontology annotation, molecular function: carbohydrate:proton symporter activity. Gene Ontology annotation, biological process: carbohydrate transport; transmembrane transport. Gene Ontology annotation, cellular component: membrane. The record is from RefSeq and is a predicted model, not a curated record. The transcript has 5 exons. NCBI's taxonomy places the organism in Eukaryota, Fungi, Ascomycota, Sordariomycetes, Glomerellales, Glomerellaceae. The coding region runs from base 1 to 1731 and encodes 576 amino acids.